This is a messenger RNA of Vigna umbellata (rice bean), 1630 nucleotides long. Its product is annotated as septum-promoting GTP-binding protein 1-like. Gene Ontology annotation, molecular function: GTP binding; GTPase activity. NCBI's taxonomy places the organism in Eukaryota, Viridiplantae, Streptophyta, Magnoliopsida, Fabales, Fabaceae. The record is from RefSeq and is a predicted model, not a curated record.
CACAAAAGUCGUUGAAAGAUGUAACUGAAAAAGUGAAAACCCUUCACAAAAUCAAUAACAUAGGGAGAGGUGAGGGCGGAAAACCCGAAAGUACCCUCAGCAUUCAAAAAUAUGAGACAACACACAACCUCACUUUUCAUUUUCAUGGCUGAGAGGCUCAGUGGUUGCACUUGAGGCCAUCCGUCGUAGUUCGUCGUCGUCAUCAACAUUCCAUUCCAAACACGACACAAAAACACAUAUUCAAAUUUUCCUUUAUUUCCUCCGAAAACAACAAAAGAAAACAAAAAAAAAAAAACAAGGAAGGAUAUCAAAACAAAACAUGCCCCAGUUUGGCACCAAACUCAACAACUCAACCACCAUAAGGCGACGCUUUCACCACCGCGUUUCCCUGCUACGCCGCUGCAUCCUCCGUGUCCUCCACCGCAUCCUGCUCUGUUCCGGGAGGAAGACCAACAACACCUACAGCAUGCUGCCUCCAGCAUUACCCUCUCCGCCGCUGCCCCCGACCGCAGAAUCACCCGGCGAAAUUGCUCGUGAAGAGAUGGAUGUCGCGCCGCCGGCGAUGUUUCAAACCCAUGAUUUGGAUUCUGACUUGGUCUCCUUGAAGAUCAGCUUGUUGGGAGAUUGCCAAAUUGGAAAAACCAGCUUUUUGGUGAAAUAUGUUGGGGAUGAAAAGGAGAAGCAUGGUAGCCAGAUGGAAGGGUUAAAUCAGAUGGACAAAACACUGGUCGUUAAAGGGGUUCGCAUCUCGUACUGUAUCUGGGAAGUACAAGGUGAUGGAAAAACAGAAGAUCGAAUUCCGAUGGCUUGCACGGAUUCUGUGGCGAUUUUGAUUAUGUUUGAUCUAACAAGUCGAUGCACAUUAAACAGUGUUCUCGGUUGGUACAAAGAAGCCAGGAAAUGGAAUCAGACAGCAAUACCAGUGUUGAUAGGAACCAAGUUUGAUGAUUUUAUCCAGCUGCCUAUUGAUAUCCAAUGGACCGUUGCUAAUGAGGCAAGAAAAUAUGCAAAGGCCCUGAAUGCUGCCUUGUUCUUUUCCAGUGCAACUUACAACAUCAACGUGAAUAAGAUCUUCAAGUUCAUCACUGCCAAACUUUUCGACCUACCAUGGAAAGUGGAAAGAAAUUUGAAUGUUGGGGAGCCCAUCAUUGACUUCUGAACUGUACAUUACAUAGAGUUGUGAAGUUAAGUGAGCAUACUUCAAAGUCAACCGUGCCAACUUGGGGGGUGUGAUGAGAAUAUCUCACUCUUGGGGCAAUUGAGUUGUUAGGUUUACACACAUGUCAAUUUCCAUGGAAACAAGCAAGGCUCUCUUCAAUCACCAUCACCAGCAAUAAGUUUUACAAGGAGAAGAAUAAGGGGAAAAGUGAAAACAAAGGAGAGAAGUAUAAGGUUGAGUAGUAGCAGCAUAACAAGAAAAGAGAAACUAAUGCAUUAAUUGUUGAGUACAGAUUAGUCAGUGGUGCUUUUGUCUUGAUAUUAAGGUGUCAUUUGAGUUGCUGUCAAGAGCAUAGAUGAUGAGACAGAGAUGUACCUAAUUUUCUUUUUGUUUCUUUUUUAUUUCUCACCUGGUUUGAAUUCUGGUAAUCCAAAGUUCUUUUAAAUAAAUAAAACCAUUUCAUGUGGUUCA